AUGAGUGAUGAACUUCGCACAAGCAUGCGCAAAUCCUCAACCGACCGUGUGAUAGCCAAGCUUGACGACCAAUCUCAGCAACUCCAAUUUUCAGACCAAACCGAUGCUAUUGCCCAUGGCCCGUUCGCCGUCUUCAAGUGCGCUCGUCCUGCGGAUGCUCACUGGCAAAAUGACGACAAGCAUAUUCUGGUAGACUUCCUACCCGCGGACUUUGGUGACGAGCAGUUCCCCGUCUCCCUUUCAGCUAUCGACCACAUGUUUGACACGGAACAAUUGCCUUAUUCGAACGAAAACGAACAAUGCGACCUGAGCCACUCUACCUCUGCGAACCCGACCGACUAUUUCUUAACUCCCUAUCUGAACCCCUAUCCAGAGUCUACCGCUCACCAAGACGCGAGUCUGCUCCUGAACCACUAUAAAAACCAUGUCAUCCGCCUUCUGUCCCCUCUGAAGUAUCAACGAAAGACGCCCUGGAACAUACUUCACUUGCCGUGCGCCAUGACCACUCUAGCAGAAAUCACCAUGGGCUACAGGGCAAAUCACGCGCGGGCCUCGGUCUUUUACGGAGUCAUGUCCAUUAGCGCCUUCAAUCUUAGUGCAUCGUCGACCGGCACUGCAAGGGCGCACUGGGACGGCGUCGCCAGCAGCUACAAGCGGCAGGCGCACGAAAGCCUGAAAGCGUCGCUGGGGCACGAGUUAUCGGCGCAGAAGAAGGCAAAGUACAAAGAAAUGCUCAUGGCCAUCCUUUCCAUGGUUACCAUCUCCGUCUUCAGCGGCGCUGUCGAGAACACCAGAGCAUACCUCCUGGACGCCGAGCGCCUGAUCCGACUCCGCGGCCUGACAAAACCCCGCAUAUCGCGCAAGGUCCGUCUCCUGCAUCACUGCUACGCCUACAUCCGCCUCAUGCACGAGACCACCUGGCCAAGCACCGCCUCCUCCUCCUCCUUCCGCAUCGAAGACUGGCAGCCCCUCUCCUCACCCCACGACGCCGCUGCCAGUGCCAGUGCCACCGCCGCCACCGCCGCCUCGUGCGACGACAACGACUCCGCCUCCGCCUCCACCCCCGACCCCGACCCCACCACCCCCUGGCACCGCCCCAAACCCUUCCACCUCGGCGUCCACGACCUGCACCUCGCCAUCCCCGGCGACUUCGCCCAGCACACCCUCUACCCGAGCGUCUACGGCAUCCCCGAAUCCCUCAUGCAGCUCAUCUCGCAAACAACCCGGCUCGGCAACGAGCGCGACGCCAUCCUCAACAGCCCCACCACCAACCCCUCCUCCACACCCCCAGCCCGCCUCUUCUUCCUCCGCGCCAAAGCCGUCGAGACCGCCAUCCUGCGCCAGCUCCGCGACGACGACGACGAGGAGGUCGCAAUCGACGAGCGGCAGUACGAGUACGAGUACGUCGACGCCGACCCCGCCGCCGUCGCGAGCAACCGCCGCGCGGUGGCGCACCUGCGGCGCGCGCUGGGCGCCGCGCUGGCCGUGUAUUUCUACCGCCGCGUGCACGACGCGGGGGCGCUGCUUCUACUGCAGGGCUUGGUCGAGCGGACGAUCGAGGCGCUGGAGGCGGUGGCGAGGGAGGAUGGCCGAGAGGGGGAGGGGGAGGGGGAGGUAGGUGCCGGGUAUACGGCGGGGACGGUGUGGCCGGGGUUUGUGGCGGCGUGUGAGGCGGAGGGGGCCGAGAUGCGGGGGAGGUUUGAGAGGUGGUUUGAGGUGCAGGGGGCGAGGAGCGGGAUGCCUAUGUUUGGGAGGGCGAGGGAGGUGGUGCGGGCGGUGUGGGAGGGGAGGGAUGGUGGGGGUGGGGGUGGUCGUGGCGCGGCGGGGGCGGCGGGGUGGAGUUGGGUGGAUGUGGUGAGGGAGAAGGGGGUGGCGUUGUUGUGCAUGGUGGGAUUGAACACUGGGCCAAUUUCCGAUGCUCCUUCACCAUUUGGCGGCAUCAAGCAUUCCGGUUCUCGCCGUGAGGGUGGCAAGUACGGUCUUGACGAAUGUAUGGCGCUCAAGACGGUUGUCACUGGAGGAAUCAACAUUAAUUACCACUCCAAGUUUUGA
This is a messenger RNA of Diplodia corticola, 2052 nucleotides long. RefSeq names its product c6 transcription factor. The transcript is spliced from 4 exons. Gene Ontology annotation, biological process: positive regulation of transcription by RNA polymerase II. The record is from RefSeq and is a predicted model, not a curated record. Lineage: Eukaryota; Fungi; Ascomycota; Dothideomycetes; Botryosphaeriales; Botryosphaeriaceae. Gene Ontology annotation, molecular function: oxidoreductase activity, acting on the aldehyde or oxo group of donors, NAD or NADP as acceptor; transcription cis-regulatory region binding; DNA-binding transcription factor activity. The coding region runs from base 1 to 2052 and encodes 683 amino acids. Gene Ontology annotation, cellular component: nucleus.